AUGGAUCAUAAACACUUGUUACAACAAAAGCCUCCAGGAGCUCCAUUCACGUGCAGCGGUUGUAGACAACUAGGGUUUGGAUCAAAUUACCAUUGUCAAAACAACUCUCAUUGCAACUAUGUCCUACAUGGAGAAUGUGCAUAUCCCGACCCUUACGCCUUUCAUCCAUUUUUUGAGAAAAGCUAUUUCGAAUUUCACAAGAAACCACCUGGAGAUAGAGAAAGAUACUGUGAUGCUUGUGGAAAAGAUAUAUUAGGGUUUGUCUACCAUUGCUCUACGACAGGAUAUGAUCUUCACCCUUGUUGUUUGAAGUUGAAAAAUAGUAUUACUGAUGAAAGUGGUACUGUGACACUGAAAUUGUCCAAGAAAGUUGAUUCAAAGUGUGUGAAAUGUAAGCAUAGGAGUGUUGUGGGAAAUGUUAAAGGGUGGUGUUAUUAUGAUAGAAAUAGUUGUUAUCACGUGUCUUGUUUCAAGGAUUUGAUAGUUGAGAAUUGGAGGAGGGGUUAUUUUUCUCAAGGAGAUACAUCAAUUGCAACUACAAAUUCAAGUAAUGAUAGAGAAACUCAACUUGCACUGACGAGCAUGGAGAUGGAUCAAAGUUUGAGGAUUUCAAGGAGGGCAAGAACUAUAAGCAAGUACGCAAAGAUAGCAAUUUUGGUAUUCAAGCUAAUAUUUUCAGCUAUAUUUGGAAAUCCUAUAUCUGCUUUUGUUGCUAUUUUGGAAGCUCUUGCUUCAAAUUAA
This is a messenger RNA of Lathyrus oleraceus (garden pea), 741 nucleotides long. RefSeq lists its product as uncharacterized. NCBI's taxonomy places the organism in Eukaryota, Viridiplantae, Streptophyta, Magnoliopsida, Fabales, Fabaceae. Bases 1 to 741 code for a protein of 246 amino acids. The record is from RefSeq and is a predicted model, not a curated record. The transcript has a single exon.